Messenger RNA from Coccomyxa subellipsoidea C-169, 816 nucleotides. RefSeq lists its product as hypothetical. NCBI's taxonomy places the organism in Eukaryota, Viridiplantae, Chlorophyta, Trebouxiophyceae, Coccomyxaceae. The transcript has 5 exons. The record is from RefSeq and is a predicted model, not a curated record. Bases 1 to 816 code for a protein of 271 amino acids.
AUGGCAGGCCACUGCGCAACCAGCAGCCUACAGCAGAACAGCGCAAGCUCCAGCCAGAGGCCAUCCGGGUGCAAUGCGGUGCAGUGUGAGAAGAGCGAGACGGUCUCCACACGGCUGUGGCGGGACCGGUGGCGUUACAUGCGCUCGGAGUCAGCCCGCACCAAUCUGGGUCUCCCCAAGGCAGAUUGGCACCGCUACCAUCUGCAGAUCCUGUUCGUUGACAGGACAGACACAGUGAGGGCGCGGGUGGCGACAGGGCUCUUCGAAAGGGUGGCUGAGUGGAACGGCUACGGCCGGGCGCUGUACCCCAGUGCGGCCGGGGUAGAUGCAGAGGGUGGGGCGCCGAAUGUGGCGACCACCGCAUCUCUGCUGUCCAUGGCCGGCAUGCUUGGGAUCCGGGCCAAGAUCUUCGCUGCGCAGCGAGAGCGGUUCGACUACGAUGACUUUGACAGGCAUGACAUCAUCGUUGCGAUGGAUGACAGCGUCUUGGAAGACAUCCUGGGAAUUGCAGGCGGUCCCUCAGACAAGGCAUGGUACGCCCCCCGGUGCACGACGCUGACGGCUUUCUCCCGGUACUGCGGCGGAUUGAUCCUGCGCGGCGGCGGCAGCGGUGUACUGGAGCCGGAGCUGCGCGCGAUCGUGGCCCCCGUGCUGCAACGCGCAUGCAACGCCGCCGGCAUAUCUCGGCCCAACCUCGGCAGCGGUCCAGAGGAGUGGAAUAUGAUGGUGGAGGAUAUUGUGGUGGCCUGUGCAGGACUGGUGCAGUAUCUGGCGGAUGCUUACCCCCCAGACCUGCCAGAGUAUGAUCCGGUGUGA